AUGGCUUCUCAGGGUGUCAACGUCUUCCGCUACUCGGCUCUCGUGGCCGGUCUUGUCUACGGUGUCUACCACCAAUCCUCCAUCACCGCCGCGACGAAGCGCACGCAGGUCGAGCACGAAUAUGCCCGCAAGGAGAAGUUGAUCGAGCAGGCUAAGGCCGAGUGGAAGAAGAAGACCCAGCCCCAGGAGACCCAAACACAAUCUAGCGGUGUGAUCACUGAUUUCGAGCACCCCAAAUUCGAUCUGGAGGCAUUCUUGCUGGCCAAGGCUAAGGAGAACCCGUAA
Molecule: messenger RNA, 285 nt
Organism: Penicillium macrosclerotiorum
Lineage: Eukaryota; Fungi; Ascomycota; Eurotiomycetes; Eurotiales; Aspergillaceae
Product: ATP synthase subunit e
Exons: 3
Coding region: 1-285 (94 amino acids)
Biological process (GO): proton motive force-driven ATP synthesis
Molecular function (GO): proton transmembrane transporter activity
Source: RefSeq, a predicted model, not a curated record